Camellia sinensis is the source of this 2004-nucleotide messenger RNA. NCBI's taxonomy places the organism in Eukaryota, Viridiplantae, Streptophyta, Magnoliopsida, Ericales, Theaceae. The record is from RefSeq and is a predicted model, not a curated record.
AUGGUGAAGGAGUUUUUCGGCUCAGACAAAUACUGGAUCCCUGUCAUAGACGAACUCCUCGAUGAAUUAUAUGGAUCUCGGUAUUUUUCAAAGCUCGACCUCCAUGCUGGAUAUCAUCAAAUAUGGGUCCAGGAGGCUGAUAUUCAUAAAACUGCUUUUCGGACACAUGACGGACAUUAUGAAUUCAUUGUGAUGCCCUUCGGACUUACGAACGCCCCCUCUACCUUCCAGAGCUUAAUGAAUGACUUACUGCGACCUUACUUGAGGAAGUUUGUUCUAGUUUUUUUUGAUGACAUUCUAGUGUACAGCAAAAAUUGGGAUGACCACCUCGGCCACCUACGAGCAGUUCUUCAAGUUUUAUCUAGCAACCAAUUGUUUGCCAAGAAAUCUAAAUGUUGUUUUGGUGUAUUACAGGUGGCAUACCUGGGCCAUCUUAUUUCUCUCGCUGGCGUGGCCGUCGACCCAGAAAAGAUCAAAUCAGUUCGUGAGUGGCCUAUUCCCACUUCGGCAAGAGGAAUUCGUGGCUUCAUAGGCUUAGCUGGAUAUUACCGGAAGUUUAUCAGCGAUUUUGGGGGAAUUGCUGCCCCUUUAACUCGAUUGUUAUCAAAAGAAGGGUUCCAAUGGACUUCCGAGGCCACUGCUUCCUUCUCCCAAUUAAAGGAAGCACUCACAACUCCACCAAUCCUCCGCUUACCCGACUUCUCUCAAACCUUCGUGAUUGAAUGCGAUGCUUGUGGGGUGGGCAUUGGAGCUAUUUUAACACAACAGGGCCAGCUAGUCGUAUAUUUUAGUGAAACUCUUAAACCCUCGGCCUUAGCCUUAUCCACAUAUGAGAAGGAGAUGCUUGCAAUAGUUAAGGCCAUCCGUAAAUGGCGACCUUAUCUCAUCGGCAAACCUUUCAUUGAAAAAGAUAAUUGCGGUGCUGAUGCCCUUUCACGAGUUGGAGAGCUCGAAUUCCUUGCUGUGUCUUUGCCCAUCGCCGAAUGGUGGACUACACUCCAACAAGAGGGGUGCAUCUAUCUGAGUCCUUCUUCGCAGCUACUCCCUGCCAUUCUUUUCGCACAUCACUCUUCGCUAGUUGGUGGACACUUUGGCUAUCAUAAAACAUUGAGCCGCAUCAGCAACAGCUUUGUUUGGCCUCAUAUGCGUACCACGAUCAAGGACUUCAUCAAAUAUUGUGAUGUGUGCCAAUGUUGCAAAACUGAUUGUUCGCGUCCUGCUGGUCUACUACAGCCGCUACCUAUACCCGACAAAGUAUGGACUGAUAUUUCCAUGGAUUUUGUGGAAGGGUUGCCACUGUCUCAAGGCAAAAAUGUCAUCAUGGUGGUAGUCGAUCGCUUAACUAAGUAUGCACAUUUCAUUCCACUCAAGCACCCAUUUACUGCACUCACUGUGGCCAAAGUAUUUCUCGAACAAAUUGUUCGACUUCACGGCAUACCCAAAUCCAUUCUGCAAGGUACAACUUUUUGUAUGAGCUCUAGCUAUCACCCCCAAACCGACGGGCAGACAGAAGUGGUUAACCGCACACUGGAGCAAUAUCUCCGGUGCUUCACGCAUGAGCAGCCAAAGAAAUGGUCUGAAUGGGCAUACCGACAGAAAACAGUAGCUUUCUGCAACUCCAUGAAGCUCUCGCCUCGAUUCUUUGGUCCUUAUCCAAUCCUUGCCAAAGUUGGCCCUGUGGCUUACAAACUCAAGCUACCAACAGAUUCCCAAAUCCAUGACGUCUUUCAUGUGAGUCUCUUGAAGAAACACAUCGGCCCAGUUGCGACUGCCUCCAACCGAUUGCCACCUGUGUCUGAUGCAUCUGAGGUCCUUCCCCAACCUGAAGCAAUGCUGGACACUCGUGUCAUCUGCAAAGGACGUUACCGACCGAAAACUGAGAUUUUGAUUAAAUGGUCGGGUGCACCCAUUGAGGACGCUACCUGGGAGAACCGUUGGCGCUUUUCAAAGACCUACCCUAACUUUAUCCUUGCGGACAAGGAUACUGUAAGGAGGGGGGAGUGA